Monascus purpureus is the source of this 1073-nucleotide messenger RNA. The record is from the annotation of a GenBank genome assembly. Lineage: Eukaryota; Fungi; Ascomycota; Eurotiomycetes; Eurotiales; Aspergillaceae.
GAAUUAUUCCCCGCAUUUUCUGCCGGUCCGGAUAGAAGUUCACCGCCCUCCGGAAAGUCCUCCGUUGCUGUCAUCGCUCCAGCUUCAAACGCCUCGAUUUUUUUUUUUUCAUAUUUAUAUAAGGUCUUACAGCUUCAUCAUGAUGGCUGAUCCGUUUGAGGUUCGCAUGCGUUUUAUAACGCAGUUGCAACAUCUAAGUGCCUCCGUUGCCUCGUCGCAACGAGCUGCUCUCUAUGCGCUCAAAUACCGGGAUAUGGAUGAGGAUCUCCAUUCCUGCAUCCUAGAGCAACUUGAAAGAAAUAACAUGAACAACAGAGCCAACAUCAUGUAUUUCAUCGAGCACUUCUGCGAAAUGGCCACUAAGGAAAACCACCUCCCAUACGUCCGCAUGAUUCAAAGGGAUAUACUCCGCGUUGUAGAUGCUGUCGCACCACCUGAUGGCUCAGGAGCAGCAAACAUCAAGCACGUUCGUCGAGUGCUGAACGGCCUUCAGAGCAAAUCCAUCCUCUCCGCCGAGACCGUGACGGAAAUUGAUUCAAGUCUUAAAGAACGCGAGACGCAUGCAGCACAUCUUGAUUUGGAACCCGAACAAGGGGGAGAGGGCGGGAAAACGAAGGACGGAACACCGCGAGCGGCCAGGGCGAAUGGGCUACGCGUGGACAAGAGGCAAAUUGAGCAAAGGAUUGAAGAAGACCGCGAACGGAAUAAGCGUUUACGAGAAAGUAUGUGGACAGUCAGUGGGGACGAUGACUAUGAGCACUCGAGGUUCUGGGACGAAGUCAGCGAUACGGGUGAAGAUGACUUCUUGGAUGCGGAGGAGGAGUUCGUGGAGCGCACACAGAUGGCGGCUGCGCAAUGAUAAGAAGAGUGUCUGAGUCUAGCACAUUUGUCUACAAGCCUUUGAUGCAACUGCUGGUUCGGUAUUGCUUUGAGGCAUUGUACGGAGUUUGCGAGUUGGGAAAAGUCGGCGUGUUUUGUUUUGGUGCCUACAUAUUGUUCGGAGUCUCUAUGUUUGGAAUUUUGCAUAUCGAAGAUACCAUGCACGGCAUAUCAAGACUUCAUAUUUGUUUCCA